Messenger RNA from Tarenaya hassleriana, 2993 nucleotides. Its product is annotated as DNA replication licensing factor MCM2. Gene Ontology annotation, molecular function: 3'-5' DNA helicase activity; ATP binding; single-stranded DNA helicase activity. Bases 1 to 2823 code for a protein of 940 amino acids. NCBI's taxonomy places the organism in Eukaryota, Viridiplantae, Streptophyta, Magnoliopsida, Brassicales, Cleomaceae. The record is from RefSeq and is a predicted model, not a curated record. Gene Ontology annotation, biological process: mitotic DNA replication initiation; DNA replication; double-strand break repair via break-induced replication. Gene Ontology annotation, cellular component: nucleus; MCM complex. The transcript has 17 exons.
AUGGCGGGAGAGGGUGCCGACAAUCAGCCAUCGUCGCCGGAUUCGCCGACAUCGGCGGGGUUCAACACCGACCAGCUUCCGUUCAGUACCAGUCAGAACUCUGACAACUUCUCCGAUGAGGAAGCCGCUGUGGAUCCGCAGAUUAUCAGGGACGAUCCCGAGGAGGCGGAGGAAGAAGAGGAAGGAGAAGAUCUCUUCAACGACAAUUACAUCGAUGAUUAUCGACAGAUGAACGAGCAAGAUCAGUAUGAAUCGUUGGGGCUCGAUGAUUCGAUGGAAGAUGAGAGGGACUUGGAUCAAAUUAUGCAGGAUCGUCAGGCGGCGGAAGCAGAACUUGAUGCUCGGGAAACUCGUGUCUCCGGUCGCAAGCUUCCCCAUCUUCUUCACGACAAUGACUCCGAUGAUUGGAACUAUAGACCUUCAAAGAGGUCUCGGGCUGAUUUCAGACCCCCCGUUGCACCUAGAGGCAAUGGUGAUCCUGAUGGAACUCCAAGUUCGCCUGGAGGAUCUCAGCCGGGGUCAAGAGAUGAUAUUCCAAUGACCGACCAAACUGAUGAUUACCCAGAUGAGGAUGAAGAUGACGAUGAAGCUGAGUUUGAGAUGUAUCGGGUCCAAGGAACUUUGAGGGAAUGGGUUACCAGAGAUGAAGUGCGCCGCUUUAUUGCUAGGAAGUUCAAAGACUUCUUACUUACAUAUGUGAAACAAAAGAAACGGGAAGAAGACGAGGAAUAUGUUGAAUAUGUUCGUCUAAUAAACGAAAUGGUUGCAGCCAAUACAUGCAGUUUGGAAAUUGAUUAUAAGCAAUUCAUUUUUGUGCAUCCCAAUAUUGCUAUCUGGCUGGCGGAUGCCCCGCAACCUGUUCUCGAAGUCAUGGAAGAAGUUACUGAAAAGGUUGUCUUUGAACUGCAUCCGAACUACAAGAACAUCCACCAAAAGAUUUAUGUCCGUAUCACUAACUUACCUGUCCAUGAUCAGAUCCGAAACAUAAGGCAGAUCCAUCUUAACACAAUGAUCCGCAUUGGUGGAGUUGUGACCAGACGUUCUGGGGUCUUUCCCCAGUUGCAGCAAGUGAAAUAUGAUUGCAACAAAUGCGGGGCAAUUUUAGGCCCAUUCUUCCAAAACUCGUAUUCUGAAGUUAAGGUUGGCUCUUGCCCGGAAUGCCAAUCAAAAGGACCAUUUACUGUUAACGUUGAACAGACAAUAUACAGGAACUAUCAGAAGCUAACAAUCCAAGAAAGUCCAGGAACAGUGCCUGCUGGACGUCUUCCGAGAUACAAAGAAGUGAUUCUGCUGAAUGACCUCAUUGAUUGUGCUCGCCCUGGGGAAGAAAUUGAGGUAACUGGCAUAUACACCAACAAUUUUGACCUCUCUUUGAACACGAAGAACGGGUUUCCUGUCUUUGCUACUGUGGUUGAAGCCAACUACGUCACGAAGAAGCAAGAUCUCUUCUCUGCAUACAAGCUUACCCAUGAAGACAAAGUAGAAAUCGAAAACCUAGCUAAGGACCCACGUAUAGCAGAACGGAUCAUUAAGUCAAUUGCUCCGUCCAUCUAUGGCCAUGAGGACAUCAAAACAGCAAUAACACUCGCUAUGUUUGGCGGCCAAGAGAAAAACGUGAAAGGGAAACACAGACUGCGUGGAGAUAUAAAUGUACUUCUACUCGGAGAUCCAGGAACAGCAAAAUCACAAUUUCUUAAAUAUGUUGAGAAGACUGGUCAGAGAGCUGUCUACACGACCGGGAAGGGAGCUUCUGCUGUUGGGCUGACAGCAGCUGUGCACAAAGAUCCAGUUACAAGGGAGUGGACACUUGAGGGAGGCGCUCUUGUUUUGGCUGAUAGAGGAAUUUGUCUUAUCGAUGAGUUUGAUAAGAUGAAUGACCAAGACAGAGUAAGUAUUCAUGAAGCCAUGGAACAGCAGAGCAUUAGUAUAUCAAAAGCAGGAAUUGUUACUUCUCUCCAAGCUCGUUGCUCUGUUAUUGCUGCAGCUAACCCGAUAGGUGGAAGGUAUGAUUCGUCCAAGACAUUUGCACAAAAUGUCGAGUUGACAGAUCCAAUCCUUUCUCGUUUUGAUAUCUUAUGCGUAGUAAAGGAUGUGGUCGACCCAAUCACAGACGAAAUGCUUGCGUCAUUCGUUGUCGACAGUCACUUCAAAUCACAACCCAAAGGUGAAAAGAUGGAAGACAUCUCCCGAAACAUACAGGAAUCUGCUAACUCCACAGAUCCAGAGAUACUUCCCCAGGAUCUCCUGAAGAAAUACAUAACAUAUGCAAAGUUGUAUGUGUUCCCAAAGCUGCACGAAAUAGAUGCCAAAAAGCUGGAGAACGUUUAUGCCGAUCUGAGAAGAGAUUCAAUGAAUGGACAAGGAGUUUCUAUUGCCACAAGGCACCUCGAGUCCAUGAUCCGAAUGGCCGAAGCACACGCCAGAAUGCAUCUUCGGCAACAUGUGAAAGAAGAAGAUGUUAAUAUGGCCAUUCAGGUCCUUCUUGGUUCCUUCAUAUCAACUCAAAAGUUUGGUGUUCAGAAAGCUCUCAGAGAGAGCUUCAAGAAAUACAUAUCGUACAAAAAGGACUACAAUGCAUUGCUGUUCGUACUCCUCAAGGAGCUCGUGAAGAAUGCUUUGAAAUUCGAAGAAAUCAUAUCAGGACCUGGUUCAGGGGCGGCUUAUAUCGAGGUGAAGGUUGAAGAUCUGCAUACAAAGGCUCGUGAGUACGAUAUCACUGAUCUAACGGCGUUUUUCUCGAGCAACGAUUUCGCCCGAGCAAACUUUGAGUUGGACAACAAUACUAAGAAGAUCCGGUGUCCUAAAAGGUCAAUCACUUGGUGAAAACUUAUCAAUGUCAACGUGGUUAUGUGCAAAGAAAGAAUGCUUUCUUCCUCGUAACUUUAAAAUGUUAAAAUGUUCUUACAUCCCAUGACAAAUUCUCUCUCCUUAGAACAUGAGAGCCUGUUAGGAUCAGUCGGGUAUUCGGUGUAGUCGAUUUCGGUUUUCGAUCA